CGAACAUACUCGUUCCGGAGCACCCGCCGCACGGCAUUUGACGUCGCGCGACCGUCGAAGAAGCUCGCCCCAAUAACAGGUGCAUCCACUGUCCGGACAGCAGCUAACGAGAAUAAAAAAAAUGUCCAUCUCGGAAUUCAGGCGGAAAAAACUUCUCUACGUGUUCAAUGUCUUCUUUGACGUCAAUCAGAGCGGCACAAUAGAGAGGAAAGACUUCGAGCUCGCUAUAGAGAAAAUCUGCAGCCUGCGAGGGUGGAAGCCUGGUGACCCAAAGCACAAGGAGACUCACGAGAUCAUGAUCAGCGUGUGGGACGGGCUGCGGAAGAGGGCUGACUCCAACAAGGAUGGACAGGUCUCAGUGGAAGAAUGGGUGUCGAUGUGGAACGAGUAUGCCCUCAACCCAUCGGCGGCUCUGAAGUGGCAGCAGCUGUACUGCCACUUCAUGUUCCAACUAGAGGACGCCAGUGCUGACGGCUCCAUCGACAGUGAUGAGUUUACCACCGUCUGCUCCUCAUAUGGCAUCGACCCUCAGGAGUGCAAGAUUGCUUUCUCUAAGAUGGCUAAGGGCAAAGCCAGCGUCUCAUGGGAAGAGUUCCAGGAACUGUGGAAGGAGUACUUCUCAACUGAGGAUCCUAACGCUGCCGGAAACUUCAUAUUCGGCAGGACAAGCUUCUAAGCACCAGCAGCGUCGACGACUUCGGAGCCGAUGGAAAUGGGAGGCUAACACCUGGGUGACAUGAAUUCGCUUUAAACUUCUCCAAAUUGCAUGAUAAUUGGGGCGUGAUUAGAUCUCUUUUGGAAAUUCUCUUUUUUAUGACGACUUAUUGGAUGGAGAUUUGCCGCAAAUGACAUUAACUACUUGGCCGGACAAAUAGGGAGCGCUGAGGGCUGUAAGCCGGUUGAAAUUCACUCCUUCUUAUAUCGUGUUGGUAGUAACGUUGAUAACUCUAGUGUCAGGGUUAUUAAUAAGCCCCUAAAGGCCUUUAAAAUAGCUCAUAUAUUGAUUACUUUUUUCGAAUUUCAAAAUUAUGUGGUCACUUUAAUUUAAACCUUUGCGACGUAAACAAAAGAUGUAAUAUUGCAUGUGUGCUCUUAAAUCUUUACGGAAUUCUUCACGCCCUCUAUGUUACAUUUAUCUUAACUAUUAAUUGUUUAGUACAUUCCGAAUUUGAUUUGGAUCUUACUAAGUGUGAAAAAAUAUCACCUUUUUAAAGCAAAGACCUCCCAAUUACAAAAUAUUUGGGCCCAGGUUAGCUAAAAGAAGCUUUGGAUAAUUGUGUGAGUGACACAUAAUGUUAAAAAUUUUACGUGUGUGUGUUCAGAAUAUAUAGAAUAAUUCAUUCUCUUAAUAGUGGAUCAAAAGAUUUAAAACUAACUACAUCUUUUUCAAACAUUUUAAGCUCAACGUUUAGAACUUUGUCCUUAGGAUUUGAAUCUUAUGACAACGAACUUUCACUAUUUCAUUAUUCACAGUGCAUUUUGAUAUAAGUAACAUUAAAACAUCUUAAAAGACGUAUGUAUGUAUUUUAAAAACAUCACCAUACCCGAGCCGCCGC
Molecule: messenger RNA, 1556 nt
Organism: Pectinophora gossypiella (pink bollworm)
Lineage: Eukaryota; Metazoa; Arthropoda; Insecta; Lepidoptera; Gelechiidae
Gene: Scp2
Product: calexcitin-1-like
Exons: 7
Coding region: 122-676 (184 amino acids)
Molecular function (GO): calcium ion binding
Source: RefSeq, a predicted model, not a curated record